CUGGCGCGACCUGGGCGAACGUCAUGCAUGUCCGCCGCUACCCGCUCCUGCUCUGGCGCGCGACUGGCGCCGAGCUUCUCACAACAUUUGUAUACACCGGCCUCGUCGUCGGCAUCACCUUCUGGUCCGGGUACAAGGACGGCGAGCUCCGCUACCUCAAGCCGACAGGGCACGCCGCCUUCGCUCAGCUGCCCCUCGUGAUCGGGCUUGCGUCGCGCAACUCCGUCCUGAGCGCCAUUACCGGCGUCAGUCCGCACGCACUCAAGGGGCUUCACCGCGCCGCCGGACGCGUGUGUAUCCUCAUGGCCAGCAUCCACUCAAUCCCGUUCCUCCUCAAGGGCUUCAAGCCCAGCUGGAUGUACAUCACCGGCCUGGUGGCAUGGAUCCCGUUCCUCGUCAUGGCCGUGUCGUCCGUUGCGCCACUCCGCCGCGCGGCUUACGAGGUGUUUAUCGCCAUCCACAUCCUCAUGCUCGUGGCCACGCUCGUCGGCUGCUGGCUUCACGCCCCCACUUGGUACUACAAGGCAUGGAUCAGCGCUGGCCUCGGCUUGUGGGUACUCGACCGCGUGGUCUCCCUCACCCGCCUCGCCAUCAACUCCAUCAGCGCAGGCAAGCCCGAAAUCGAGCGCCUCUCGCCGGAGGUCGUCCGCGUCCGCGUGCCCUCUCGCCUCAAGUGGAAGGCGGGGCAGCACGGCUACCUCCGCACCGGCACCCAGUCACACCCCUUCACCUUCGCGUCGCCGACCGAGGCGGUCUUCCUCAUCCGCGGCCACGCAGGCUUCACCCACCGCCUCCUCACCUCCUCUCCCCGGUUCGCACUCGACGGGCCUUACGGCACGCCCCCCGACCUGAACGCCUUCGCGAACUUGCUCCUCAUUACAGGCGGCACGGGGGUGAGCUACGGCCUUGCACACCUGGCGUCGAUCAUCUCCGCUGCGCGCACGCACACCUCCGCCGCAUCUCAGGUCCGUCUCGUCUGGAACGUGCGCGACGCAUCCCACAUCCGCUGGAUCGCGCCGCUGCUCAAUGAUGCCCUCGCCCGCGGAAGCGCGUACGUCCGCGUCGCCAUCGACGUGUACGUCACGCGCUCGCAUCUCUCCGACGAGCCGGGCCCGGGCACCGACAGCGCCGGCGCCUCGCCGCCCGAGACGCCCGGCGUCUCCGCGCCGGGCAGCCGCGCGUCCUCGCCCGUCUCGGACAUCGCGCGCCCGCCGCGCGCGCUGCUCUCCUCCCGCGUCUCCGUGUCCACGUUCGGCUCCGCGUCGAUCUACUCGCAGCCGUGCUCGACCUCGCUCUCGCUCGGCGCCGACAUCGACGUCGAAAAGGGAUCUGUCGGCGAAAACUCGGCCUCUUCGACGCUCGUGGGCGACAGCGAGAAGUGCGCUGCCUCGCACACGCUGUUCGGCUCGCUCGCGGGCCUCGACGUGUACGGCCUCUCGCCGGCCGCGGCCCUCGUCACCACCCUCCAUCCCGGACGGUGCGAUGCCGAGGCGCUCCUCCGCGCCGACGUUGCGGGCGCGGACGGACAGAUGGCCGUCGCAGUGUGUGGCCCGCCCUCGCUCGACAAAGAUGUGCGCCGCGCGGUGCUGCGCGUCAAUGGGGUGCGGGAGGCGCUGGAAGGACAGGGCCCCGUGGCCUUCUUCAGCGAGACGUUUGGAUUGUAAGCAGAGGGAGG
This is a messenger RNA of Cutaneotrichosporon oleaginosum, 1675 nucleotides long. RefSeq lists its product as uncharacterized. Gene Ontology annotation, cellular component: plasma membrane. The record is from RefSeq and is a predicted model, not a curated record. Gene Ontology annotation, biological process: copper ion import; iron ion transport; intracellular iron ion homeostasis. Gene Ontology annotation, molecular function: ferric-chelate reductase activity. Lineage: Eukaryota; Fungi; Basidiomycota; Tremellomycetes; Trichosporonales; Trichosporonaceae.